GCUACCCCUCAGGCGCCGGGCCAGGCGGGCGUAGAGCUGCUGAGGAAAAGCCCGCGCCCCCGCAGGCCGGUCUCACCUUGCCAGGCACCCCGCGCCACUCUCCAAGGCGGCUCUCAAGUACUUUGGGCAGCUUUUUGGCCAUAACUCGCCAAACCCAAAUUUCAUUUCCCAGUGUGUCAGGACGAGACUCCUGGGCGCGCCACUCCUUUCUCCUUUCUUGAGGAUUCUCCCAGCACUUGUGUAUUCCUCUUUUCCAUCUGUCCAUCGAUCUAUCCUGACUGGAAUCCAAAGUGCUCGAGGUCCAGGUCUUGCUCCUCUUAGGGGCUCCAGGCAAAUGCUUCUUUGGGGAGAGCGCCGCGCUGCGGGUUCGGGUGCGAGGUUUCCUCUGCCGCUGACGCCUCUGCGAGCCUCCGGUCCUCCUCUCUCCACUUGCCUCCGUCAGCGAGAGAGGGAGGGUCUGAAAACAAAAGUGUUGAUGACUGAGGACCGUCUUUAAAACCUGUUCUACACACUUUGGGAGGCUGAGGCGGGCGGAUCACGAGGUCAGGAUAUCGAGACCAUCCUGGCCAACAUGGUGACACACCGUCUCUACUAAAAAUACAAACAUUAGCUGGCUGUGGUGGCGGGCGCCUGUAAUCCCAGCUACUCAGGAGGCUGAGGCAGGAGAAUCGCUUGAACCUGGGAGGCGGAGCUUGCAGUGAGCCAAGAUCGCACCACUGCACUGCAGCCUGGCGACAGAGCCAGACUCUUAUCUCAAAACAAACAAACAAACAAACAAAAAACACCUGUUCUACAAAGCAAGGUGGUGGUUUUACAGUGAAAGUUGAAAAGUAGCUGAACUGCUGGAAUUGACCAUACACCUUCUUAAAUGUUCUUUUCCGAGCAGCGGACCCUUUUGAAACCAUGCUGAAGUCAUUAUUAAGGUAUCAAUCUGGUGGUGGCAGUGUGAGUGAAAACCACAUGAGGAAAAAAUUGUAUGAAAAUGGUGUGACUGAUUCUCUGAAGAGUAACUUUGCCCUCCUCCUAAAGCUUUCAGAAGAAUUAUUAGAUAAAUGGCUCUCCUACCCAGAGACCCAGCACGUGCCCCUCAGCCAGCAUAUGCUUGGUUUUGCUAUGAAGUCUGUUACACAGAUGGUAAUGGGUAGUACAUUUGAAGAUGAUCAGGAAGUCAUUCGCUUCCAGAAGAAUCAUGGCACAGUUUGGUCUGAGAUUGGAAAAGGCUUUCUAGAUGGGUCACUUGAUAAAAACAUGACUCGGAAAAAACAAUAUGAAGAUGCCCUCAUGCAACUGGAGUCUGUUUUAAGGAACAUCAUAAAAGAACGAAAAGGAAGGAACUUCAGUCAACAUAUUUUCAUUGACUCCUUAGUACAAGGGAACCUUAAUGACCAACAGAUCCUAGAAGACAGUAUGAUAUUUUCUCUGGCCAGUUGCAUAAUAACUGCAAAAUUGUGUACCUGGGCAAUCUGUUUUUUAACCACCUCUGAAGAAGUUCAAAAAAAAUUAUAUGAAGAGAUAAACCAAGUUUUUGGAAAUGGUCCUGUUACUCCAGAGAAAAUUGAGCAGCUCAGAUAUUGUCAGCAUGUGCUUUGUGAAACUGUUCGAACUGCCAAACUGACUCCAGUUUCUGCCCAGCUUCAAGAUAUUGAAGGAAAAAUUGACCGAUUUAUUAUUCCUAGAGAGACCCUCGUCCUUUAUGCCCUUGGUGUGGUACUUCAGGAUCCUAAUACUUGGCCAUCUCCACACAAGUUUGAUCCAGAUCGGUUUGAUGAUGAAUUAGUAAUGAAAACUUUUUCCUCACUUGGAUUCUCAGGCACACAGGAGUGUCCAGAGUUGAGGUUUGCAUAUAUGGUGACCACAGUACUUCUUAGUGUAUUGGUGAAGAGACUGCACCUACUUUCUGUGGAGGGACAGGUUAUUGAAACAAAGUAUGAACUGGUAACAUCAUCAAGGGAAGAAGCUUGGAUCACUGUCUCAAAGAGAUAUUAAAAUUUUAUACAUUUAAAAUCAUUGUUAAAUUGAUUGAGGAAAACAACCAUUUAAAAAAAAUCUAUGUUGAAUCCUUUUAUAAACCAGUAUCACUUUGUAAUAUAAACACCUAUUUGUACUUAAUUUUGUAAAUUUGGAUUUUUAUAUAUCAUAUUUUCUUAAUUCAUUGUACACAUUUGACUUACUGCACAGUAUAUUGAUCAUUUUAAUGGGAAACUUUAGCUUUCUACUUUUUAUUUUUGUUUUUUCACUUUCUAUGCCAUUAUUUUUGUAUUCUUUUUCUUAGUGUGAGCUCUAAAAUCAAUGUUCUUGAAAAAGAAAUUAUUUUGCAGAAGUUGGGGAAUCAUGUUUGUUGAAUAUGUAUAAAAUAGAAACAUAGGCUGGGCGCGGUGGCUCACACCUGUAAUCCCUACACUUUGGGAGGCUGAGGCAGGUGGAUCACCUGAGGUCCAGAGUUUGAGACCAGUCUGGCCAACAUGAUGAAACCCCAUCUCUACUAAAAAUACAAAACAUUGGCCGGGAGUGGUGGCUCAUGCCUGUAAUCCCAGCACUUUGGGAUGCUGAGGCGGGUGGAUCACCUGAGGUCAGGAGUUUGCGACCAGCCUGGCCAACAUGAUGAAACCCUGUCUCUACUAAAAAUACAAAAAAAUUGGCUGGGUGUGGUGGCCCACACCUGUAAUCCCAGCACUUUGGGAGGUCGAGGCGGGUGGAUCACCUGAGGUCCGAAGUUCGAGGCCAGCCUGGCCAACAGGAUGAAACCCUGUCUCUAUUAAAAAUACAGAAAAUUGGCCGGGUGCGGUGGCUCACCCCUGUAAUCCCAGUACUUUGGGAGGCUGAGGCGGGUGGAGCACCUGAGGUCAGGAAUUCGAGAUCAGCCUGGCCAACAUGGUGAAACCCCAUCUCUACUGAAAAACACACACAAAAAAAUUAGCUGGGCAUGGUGGCACAUGCCUGUAAUCCCAGCUACUCAGGAGGCUGAGGCAGGAGAAUCAUUUGAACCUGGGAGGCGGAGCUUGCAGUGAGCCGAGAUUGCACCCCUGCACUCCAGCCUGGGCCACAGAGCAAGACUCUGUCUCAAGAAAAACAAAAAAAAAGAUAAAUGGACAAAAGACAUGAACAAACAGCUUUUAUAGGAUAGUAUGGCUAACAAACUUUUAGAAAAGUGUUUAGUCUCACUAGUAAGUAACAAAAUAUUGGGGCAGGGCACAGUGGCUCAUGCGUAUAAUCCUAGAACUUUGGAAGGCCAAAGCUGGUGGAUUGCUUGAGCCCAGGAGUUUGAGACCAGCCCAGGCAACAUUGGGAGACCCUGCCUCUACAAAUAUACAAAAAAAUUACUGGGCAUGGUGACACACACCUGUAGUCCCAGCUGUUCUGAAGGCUGAGGUGGGAGGAUCACUUGAGACCAGGAGAGGUCAAGGCUGCAGUGAUCUGUGAUCACACCACUGCACUCCAGCCUGGGCAACAGAGCAAAACCCUGCCUUUAAAAAAACAAAAAACAAAAAAGGCCGGGCUCGGUGGCUCAUGCCUAUAAUACUUUGGGAGGCCGAGGCAGGUGGAUCAAUUGAGGUCAGGUGUUCGAGACCAGCCAGGCCAACUUGGUGAAACCCCGUCUCUACUAAAAAUACAAAAAAAAAAAAAAAAAAUUAGCCAGAUGUGGUGGUGCACAUUUGUAAUCCCAGCUACUCAGGAGGCUGAGGCAGGAUAAUCGCUUGAACCUGGGAGGCAGAGGUUGCAGUGAGCCAAGAUCGCACCACUGCACUCCAGCCUGGGUGUCGAGUGAAACUCAUUCUCAAAAAAAAAAAAAAAAGGAGGUGGGGAGAGCUAUUUCAAGAAUAUUUUAAGUAGGCUGGGCACGGUAGCUCAUGCCUGUUAUCCUAACACUUUGGGAAGCCGACAUGGGCAGAUCACGAGGUCAAGAGAUUUGAGACCAUCCUGGCCAACAUGGUGAAACCCCAUCUCUACUAAAAAUACAAAAAAUUAUCUGGACAUGCUGGCGUGCGCCUGUAGUCUCAGCUACUUGGGAGGCUGAGGCAGGAGAAUCGCUUGAACCUGGGAGGCGGAGGUUGCAGUGAGCUGAUGUUGUGCUAGUGCACUCCAGCCUGGGCGACAGGGCUGAGACCUUGUCUCAAAAAAAAAAGGAGUAUCUUAAGUGUCUUUCAAAAUUACACUUUAGCACUUAUAAAUUUUAUAUAUAAUACUUUACUGAUAGCAUUGUAUAUUAGUCCAACUUUUUUGGCUACACUAUUUGUGAAGGAUUCCUUUUUUUCUUUAAGACAGCCACUGUAGGAAAUAUGCCAAGUACAGAUAGUGAGGAAAGAAAGGAAGAAAAAUGAUAAUUGUCUGCAAGUGGGCUUAUUUUUAACACUGCUGAAUUUCAUUUGUAAUUUUACUUUCAAGAAUAUACUCUGGUAGACUGAGGCGGGAGGAUCACUUGAGCCCAGGAGUUGGAGGCUUCAGUGAGCUGUGAUCACACCACUGCCCUCAGCCAAACCUGAGUGAUAAAGUGAGACCCUAUCUCUUAAAAAAAAAAAUCCCUUUGUUGUUGAGUUAUUUUAUGUCAUUUAUUGGUAAAUACCUAACAUUUUAGACCUAGUCAUUACCAGUUAACAUAGAAUUUAAUUGGAUGCAGUCUGUAUUUUUGAAAAAAAAAAUUUUUUUUGGAAUAACUUAAAUUCUAAAACUUUGGCCGGGCGUGAUGGCUCAUGCCUGUAAUCCCAGCACUUUGGGAGGCCGAGGCAGGCAGAUCACCUGAGGUCAGGCGUUCAAGACCAGCCUGACCAACAUGGAGAAACCCCGUCUCUACUAAAAAUACAAAAUUAGCCAGGCUUGGUGGUGCAUGCCUGUAAUACCAGCUACUCGGGAGGCUGAAGCAGGAGAACUGCUUGAACCUGGGAGGCAGAGGUUGCGGUGAGCCAAGAUCGCGCCAUUGCACUCCAGCCUGGGCAACAAGAGUGAAACUCCGUCUCAAAAAAAAAAGAAAAAUUCUAAAACUUUAAGUGAAAUUUAUUAUCCCUUCCCACUUAUUUUCUGUGGUUUUGUGUGUAUAGAGCAUCUUCCUUUGUUACCCAAGUACCUCGAAUGGGUUGGAAACUGGCGGUAGAAGGUUAGAGUAGCCAAUUGAUAUGUAAACCAAGUGUCAGAUCAGAUGAGAUGAAAGAGGUGGAGUUUAAAGCAAGUGAGAUAUGAUAAACAAUGAUGAAAGCAAAAAUAGGGCAGUUGAACCAGAGUCAGCCAGUUGGCAUAACUGCCAAUAAAUGAGGCAGUGUAGAAUAACUAAUAAUGAUUGGAAUCAAGGAAAAGAGAGCAUAGAGGAAUCAGCUAAAUUAGUAUGUUUUAUCCAUAGUUACAUGACUAACAAAUGAUUAAAAAGAAGUUAUUCUCUAGAUAAUUUUUUAAAUAAAAGUACUGUUAAUAUAUAAACUAAGUUAUUCAUUCACUGUUUUUCUUCACAGUAAGAAUGACAAAAAUCUGUGUUCUUUGUACUUAUCAAGUGACUCAAAUUUUGGCCACUUCACUGUCACUGAUGGCUUAUAGAAUGAUUCUAGCAGGACUCAAGUUAUUGAACUAUCAAAUGGGUUUUUAAUUGAUAUUGAAGUAAGUAAGUUUUGUAGCUUUUGGAGUUUUUAAAAACUACUUCAGUGAUUUUGAUUUAUAUUCUUUUUGAUAGUUCAGAAGUGUAUUGUUAAAAAACAUAAGCAUGGCCGGGCACAGUGGCUCACACCUGUAAUCCCAGCUCUUUGGGAGGCCAAGGCGGGUAAAUCACCUGAGGUUGGGAGUUUGAGACCAGCCUGACCAACAUGGAGAAACCCUGUCUCUACCAAAAAUACAAAAUUAGCCGGGCAUGAUGGAGCAUCCCUGUAAUCCUAGCUACUUGAGACGCUGAGGCAGGAAAAUUGCUUGAACCCGUGAGGCAGAGGUUGCGAUGAGCCGAGAUCGUGCCAUUGCACUCCAGCCUGGGCAAUAAGAGCAAAACUCCGUCUCAGAAAAAAAAAAAAAAAAAAAAAACGGCCAGGCGAGGUGGCUCACACCUGUAAUCCCAGCACUUUGGGAGGCUGAGGCGGGCAGAUCACCUGAAGUCAGGAGUUCAAGACCAGCCUGACCAACAUGGAGAAACUUCAUCUCUACUAAAAAUACAAAAUUAGCCGGGCGUGGUGGCACAUGCCUUUAAUCCCAGCUACUGGGGAGGCUGAAACAGGAGAAUCGCUUGAACCCAGUAGGGGAAGGUUGUGGUGAGCCAAGAUUGCACCAUUGCACUCCAGCCUGGGCAAGAAGAGUGAAACUCUAUCCAAAAAAAAAAAAAAACCAUACGUACAUAACUUUUUUUCUUUUUCUUUUCUUUCUUUCUUUUCUUUUCUUUUUUUUUUUUGAGGCACAGUCUUGCUUUGUUGACCAAGCUGGAGUGCAUUGGCAUGAUCACAGCUUACUGUAGCCUCCACCUCCUGGGCUCCAGCGAUCUCACCUCAGCCUCUAGAAUAGCUGGGACUACAUAUGCAUGCCACCAUGCCCAGCUGUUUUUUUGUUUGCUUGUUUUUGGUUUUGUUUUUUUGAGACAGGGUCUCCCUGCGUCGCCCAGUCUUGUCUCAAACUCCUAGGCUCAAGCGAUCCUCCCACCUGGGCCUCCCAAAGUGUUGAGAUUGCAGGUGUGAGCCACGGCACCUGGUCCAUAAAACAUUUUUUUAUGAACUAAAGAGCUCUCUCAAACUUGUGCUAACAAAAUUUAAGGCAAUAUUAAUUCUGUGCAUGUGUUUGGGAAAAUUAAAAAAACUUACAUAGUGCUUAUUUGGCCCACAAAAGUACAGUUCCAUUUUUUAUAUAAAUAGAUUCUACCUAACUUAUAACCCCUAUGUCAAAAUUUGUUUAUCUUAAAAUAGUUUGUAUAAAAAGUCUUUACUGCUUUAUUAUGAAAUAAUAAUGUUUAUUGUAGAAAAAUCUAGGAAAACACAAAAAUGUCAAACUCAGUUAACAGUCAUAGUUUCACUAUUUGAAGUUAACCACUGUUAAGAUUCUUUUUUUUUUUUUUUUUUUUUUGUUUUGAGACUGAGUCCCGCUGUCUAUUGCCCAGGCUGGAGUGCCAUGGCACCAUCUCGGCUCACUGCAACCUCUGCUUCCCAGGUUCAAGUGAUCCUCCCGCCUCAGCCUCCCAAGUAGCUGGGAUUGCAAACAUGUGCCACCACACCUGGCUAAUUUUUGUGUUUUUAGUACAGAUGGGGUUUCACCAUGUUGGCCAGGCUGGCCUCGAACUCCUCAACCUCAAGUAGUCUGCCCACCUUGACCUCCCAAAGUGCUGGGAUUACAGGCAUGGGGCACCAUGCCCAGCCCCACUGUUAAGAUUCUAAUGUAGGCCGGGCACAGUGACUCAUGCCUAUAACUCAAGCACUUUGGGAGUUCAAGGCGGCCAGAUUGCUUGAGCUUUUAGAAGUUUGAGACCAGCCUGGGCAACGUGGCAAAAGCUUGUUUCUAUAAAAAAAUAUAAAAACUUAGCCAGCCUUGGUGGCACCACCUGCAGUCCCAACUAUUCAGGAGGCUGAGGCGAGAGGAUGGCUUGAGCUCAGGAAGUCAAGGCUACAGUGAGCUGUGGUAGUGCCACUGCACUCCCUCAUGGUUGACAGAGCAAGACCCUGUCUCAAAAGAUUCUAAUAUAGAUACUCUUUUUAUGCAUAUGUAAUUUAUAUAUAUUAUACAAAAUAUUAUUUGCAUUUAACAUAUUCUGAACCAAUAGUCUUUUCUACAAGCAGAACAUUAGUAUUCUUGUCACUCUGAAUGUAGGCACAGAUUUUUGUCAUUCUUUAUCUUUUUUGUGUGUGUGUGACAGAGUCUCACUGUCACCAGGCUGGAAUGCAGUGGCGUGAUCUCGGCUCACUGCAACCUCUGCCUCCCAGGUUCAAGCGAUUCUCUUGCCUCAGCCUUUUGAGUAACUGGGGUUACAGGCGCGUGCCAUCACACCCAGCUCAUUUUUGUAUUUUUAGUAGAGAUGGGGUUUUACCGUGUUGGUCAGGCUGGUCCUGAACUCUUGACCUUGUGAUCUGCCCAACUCAGCCUCCCAGAGUGCUGGGAUUACAAGCAUGAGCCACCGCGCUCGGUCCCUUUCUUUUUAUUUAUUUAUUUAUUUUGAGAUGGAGUCUCGCUGUGUCACCCAGGCUGGAGUGUGGUGGCACGAUCUUGGCUCACUGCAACCCCUGCCUCCCAGGUUCAAGCAAUUCUCCUGCCUCAGCCUCCUGAGUAGCUGAGACUACGGGUAUGUGCCACUACACUCAGCUAAUUUUUGUAUUUUUUUUUAGUAGAGACAGGGUUUCACCAUGUUGGCCAGGCUGGUCUUGAACUCCUAACCUCAGGUGAUUCACACCCCUUGGCCUCCUGAAGUGCUGGGAUUACAGGCAUGAGCCACUGUGCCCGGCCAUUUUUUUGUGUUUUUAGUGGAGACAGGUUUUCACCAUGUUGGCCAGUAGUGUAUUUAGUUAUUUAAGGAGGGCUCAAUCAACAGGUUUAAAUGGUGUGCUAUUCAUAAUUAUUGCAAAAAUAGGCCGGGCCUGUAAUUCCAGCACUUUGGGAGGCCAAGGCAGGUGAAUCACUUGAGGCCAGGAGUUUGAGAUCAGCCUGGCCAACGUGGUGAAACUCCAUCUCUACUAAAAAUACCAAAAGUAGCGGGCGUGGUGACAGGUGCCUCUAAUCCCAGCUACUCGGGAGGCUGAGGCAGGAGAAUCGCUUGAACCCAAGAGUCGGAGGUUGCAGUGAGCCGAGAUCGCGCCAUUGCACUCCAGUGUGGGUGACGAGCGAAAAUCCGUCUCAACCAAGAAAAAAGAAAAAAAGAAAAAGAAAACUUAACUGGCCUUUGGGGCACAUGCCUGUAAUCCCAGCUUCUUGGGAGGCUGAGGCAUGAGAAAAAAAAUAAACCUGGGAGGUGGAGGUUGCAGUGAGUUGAGAUUGUGCCACUGCACUCCAGCUUAGGCAAUAAAACAAGACUGUCUCAAAAAAAAAAAAAAAAAAAACUUAUUGAGAGAAUAAUAUACCACUAAUAUUUAAAGAAAUUUUUGGCUGGUGCCGUGGCUCACACCUGUAAUCCCAGCACUUUGGGAGUCCAAAGUGGGCGUAUAACUUGAGGUCAGGAGUUCAAGAACAGCCUGGCCAACAUGGGGAAACCGCAUCUCUACUAAAAAUACAAAAAUUAGUGGGUGUGGAGGCGGGCGAAUGUAAUCCCAGCUAGUUGAGAGGCUGAGGCAGGAGAAUGUCUGGGAGGUGGAGGUUGCAGUGUGCCGAGAUCGCACCACUGUACUCCAGCCUAGGUGACAGAGUGAGACUCCAUAGGUCUCAGCCAGACUCUGGAGGUCUCAGCCCAGGCUUGAGUGCAGUGGCAUGAUCUGGGCUCACUACAACCUCCAUCUCCCCAGUUCAAGCGAUUCUCCUGCCUCAGCCUCCCGAGUAGCUGCGACUACAGGCGAGUGCCUCCAUGCCCAGCUAAUUUUUUGUAUUUUUAGUAGAGACGGGGUUUCACCAUGUUAGCCAGGAUGGUCUUGAUCUCCUGACCUUGUGAUCUGUCCACCGCGGCUUCCCAAAGUGCUGGGAUUACAGGUGUGAGCCACAGCGCCCGGCCAAAAAAAGGAAUUUUUAAGAGGAAAAAGAAUGCUACCAACCUAAACACAUUUCUGUGACUGUUUAUAUUUUUCCCUGUUCCACAUACAUACAUUUUUACAUAGUACGUUCAUUGCAGCAUGAGUUACUUUUCACUUAAUAAAUUUUAAACAUUUUCCAGCUGGGUGUGGUGGCUCAUGCCUGUAAUCCCAACACUUGGAGAGGCCAAGUCAGGCUUAUUGGGUGAGUCCAGGUGUUUGAGACUAGCCUAGGCAACAUGGCGAAACUGCAUCUCUACAAAAAAUACAAAAAUUAGCCAGGUGUGCUGGCGCACACCUGUAGUCCCAACUACUCAGGAGGCUGAGGUGGGAGGAUUGCUUGAGCCCAGGAGGUAGAGGUUGCAGUGAGCCAUGAUCAUGCCACUGCACUCCAGCCUAGGUGACAAAGCACAACCCUCAAAUAAAUAAAUAAAUACAUGUUAAACAUAUACCUUUAUUACUUCAUUUUUGUAAGAGCUUCAGGGAAUAGGCUUUUUUAAAGGGAAUAGACUUAUAGAUCAAUUUUAAUAUUUGACUUAUAGAAUUUUAUGACACUAAAUGGAUAAUUGUAAAGUUUGAGUUGGGACCCAUUUUUUAAGACAUUCAGGCUAUAAACAAGGUAAUAAAUCACACUCUUCCAGUUCUACUCCCAAUUUAAUUGGUUUACAGUUCGGUGGCUGUCUUUUUUUUUUUUUUUUUUUUUUUUUGAGACCGAGUCUCCCUCUGUCACCAGGCUGGAGUGCAGUGGUGCAAUCUCAGCUCACUGCAACCUCCCCCUCUCAGGUUCAAGUAAUUCUCCUGCCUCAGCCUGCCGAGUAGCUGGGACUACAGUCGCACGCCAACCACCCCCAGCUAAUUUUUUUAUUUUUAGUAGAGACAGGAUUUCACCAUGUUUGCCAGGAUGGUCUCGAUCUCUUGUGCUCAUAAUCUACCUACCUCGGCCUCCCAAAGUGCUCGGAUUACAGACGUGAGCCACUGCGCCCGGCCCGUUGGCUUGCUUUCUAGAUACUGGGAAUAGAUCUUGUUAUAGUAUGUGAUAAAUAGAUCUUGUUAUAGUAUGUGAUAAAAUGCCAUGAUCAAAUAAAUUACUUAUAUCCUGUUUGGUGAUUUUUAGAAAAACAUAUUUAUCUACAUCUAAAAUACUUAUUUUAAUUUUAAACACUUGAUGGUAUGAAAUGAAAUUUUGUUACUUUACCAUUGUAACUAUGUCAUAAAGUCAUAAAGUACCUGUCCCCAAAAAGGCAACCAGUAAAUAUUUUUGAGUAAAUGAAUGAAAUCUUUAUUGCCGGUGUUCUGUGCACAUAGAAUAAAGGAAAUUAUUAAUGUUACUUAAUAGUUUAAAAAAAUUCAGAAGCCAAGCUAUCCAUAAAGCUACUUUGUGAUGUGCUGAAUACUCCAUUAAUAGAAGUGUUUAAGAGGAUGUUGUAUGCCUGCCUUCCACUCAUGCCUGUGUUAGAUGUGAACAUAGAUUUAUAAUAUAGUACUAUACAAAAUACAACUAAAAUAGUUGGUAA
Molecule: messenger RNA, 11104 nt
Organism: Homo sapiens (human)
Lineage: Eukaryota; Metazoa; Chordata; Mammalia; Primates; Hominidae
Gene: CYP20A1
Product: cytochrome P450 family 20 subfamily A member 1
Exons: 11
Coding region: 904-1986 (360 amino acids)
Cellular component (GO): membrane
Molecular function (GO): oxidoreductase activity, acting on paired donors, with incorporation or reduction of molecular oxygen; iron ion binding; heme binding
Source: RefSeq, marked reviewed